This is a messenger RNA of Cercopithifilaria johnstoni, 216 nucleotides long. NCBI's taxonomy places the organism in Eukaryota, Metazoa, Nematoda, Chromadorea, Rhabditida, Onchocercidae. The record is from the annotation of a GenBank genome assembly.
AUGUAUAGUAAGUGGGAAGCGAAGCACACAGCCGCUGACUUACGCAAGAUCGAGUACGGUCGUUCGUUACAGAGUGACAUCGAGAAUUUAUCCAAUGGACGAUUAGACGGAACGGAUCAACAACUGUCUGGACGAUAUUGGACGAACAAUUCGUUCGAUGUCCCGAUGGAAGGAAGUCGAACCGGGGCAACGGCCCUGUUUCUACGUGAAAAAUGA